AAAACCCAAGAAAAUUACGAUGAAUCCGGUGGCUUUAUGGAUGAUGACGAUGAAUAUGCAAGCAUUCGAGAACGAAUUGCUGAAGCACGUCAGAAACGCCUGGACGAAGCGGCUGGCUUGGCCGAAUUAGUUGCACCAGAAAAUUGUGCGGAUUGUGGGAAGCAGCUCGGCGAUUCUUAUUUGUGGGAGAAGUUCAGUUAUCCGGUUUGCGACGGAUGCAGAGAUGACAAAGGGGCUCACAAAUUAUUGCCACGAACAGAUGCGAAAAAUGAAUAUUUGCUGAAAGAUUGUGAUCUGGAUUUGCGCAAACCAGUGCUUAGGUAUAUUUCGAGGAAGAAUCCUCACAAUCCUCGUUAUGGCGAUAUGAAACUCUACUUAAAAGCACAGGUGGAAUCUUUGAUCAACGCCCUGAAGCCACUUCCGUUCAGGGGGAGGAGGGGGUUGGUGUGCGUGGACUGCUUGCAGGUACGUGGGCCAAGAAUGGCAAGAAGUGGUUCUGGUAGAGCACACGAUCAUGUUUAUGGCGACGAAUCAUACGACUCUGAAAAGGAUGUGUAUUGGAAAAUGUGCAAAAUAUGUGAUUAUAAAUUAACCUACGAGAAGAUGUGA
Gongylonema pulchrum is the source of this 609-nucleotide messenger RNA. Lineage: Eukaryota; Metazoa; Nematoda; Chromadorea; Rhabditida; Gongylonematidae. The record is from the annotation of a GenBank genome assembly.